AUGUCCAUACCAGAAAAGAGAAAAGUAGAAAAUGAGGAUCCUGACGAAUAUACGCCAGAGCCAAAAAGGACACAAGUGGAGGCACCUGGAGAUGAGAAUGAACAGGAUGCCGCUGAGAAAGACAUAGUUUUAGAUGAUUACCGAGCAUGGGAGAAACACCUCAAUUACAUAAUAUGCCAAGGAAAUGAAGAAGAAAUAAAUAGGUCGUUUGAAAAGUUUCUUUCACAGUACUGCAACGAUGGAGAAAAAUGGGCAGAUUAUAUUGAAUUUAAAAUGAAGGAUAAGACAUUAGAGACGGUGGACAGAAUAUGGAUUGAAUCGAAAUUUGCAAAAGUUCUACCGAAAAUUUAUAGUAUCAAGUUGUGGAGAAGAUAUGUGAAGUAUGUUGAAUUUAUCAAUCCAAUUACACCAGAUAAUGGGGAGAAAGCACGCAGUACGGUUUUCAAAGCAUAUAAAUUUGCGAUUGAUACAGUUGGUAACGAUUUUUUCAAGAGUGAUGAACUGUGGGGCGAUUACUUGAGGUAUCUAUACAAUUGGCAAACAGUUAAUUCCAACGAGAGCACGACCAAGGAAGGUAUGAUCAGAAGUGUACUAAAAAAGAUGAUUAGUUAUCCUAGUUUGAAAUUAGAAGAAAAUUGGAAUAUUUUCAUAAAAUUUGAAGCUGAUUUGAAUAUUAACAAAUCACGUAAGAUAAUUGCCGAUUGUACACCUGAAUAUUUGAAAAUCAAGAGUAUCAAUGACGAGCUGAAAAAACUCACCAAGAAUAUUACUGAACUCAAGGAUAGGAGAUACGUCAAACGUCAACUAGUUAAAUGGCAAAAAUGGAUUGAAUGGGAGAAGGAGAACCAUUUAAAGAUAAGUCCAGAGGAUGUUGACAGGAGGGUCAACUAUGUGUAUAAUCUGUCGGUCCAGUAUUGCCGUUUAAUUCCUGAAGUUUGGUUCAAUUACUAUUAUUACCUUAUCUUAGAAAGGAAUGACAAGACCAAGUCAAUUGAUAUACUAGAGAUGGGACAUUCCGUUAACCCAACCAGUUUACUAUUGUGCAACGAGAUGUCUAGAUAUUAUGAGAGUAAAGGCGACUUGGAAAAGGUGAGAAAAGUGUGGCUAGAACUGAUUGAAAGGAUUGAGAAAAGCAAGACCUAUUCUAAUAAGGAUGAAAUCGUAUCAUAUCUUUAUUGUGAUUUGUUGAAAGUAGUGAACAGAAUUUCCAAUAUCAAAGAGGUUCGGAACAUCUUCAAGCUUGCCAGAAAAUAUAUGAAUAUAAAAUGGAACGUGUACGUCACAUAUGCAAUGAUUGAAUAUUAUAACAAUGAGGCCAAAAUUGCCAAUAGAUCAUUUGCAUUAGGAAUGCAAUACUUCAAGAGAGAAGUUCACUUUGUUGAAAAAUACCUGGAUUUCUUAAUCGACACACGGGACAUGGCCAAUUUCAAGAAAGUGAUUGAAAUAUCAAUUGAAAACUUUAAAGAAGUUAGUGACGAUCGGGCACUGAAGAUACUAUUCAAUAAGUACUACGAAGUUGAGGAAAGAAUUGGUGAUUCUGAGAGCAUGAAUUCACUGAUAACUCGGUAUAGCGCGUUAUUUGGAAAGGCCAAGAUAUCUAACUUCAUUAGAAGUGGACUCAAGAACAAUUUUAAUGGUGUUGAUGUUGUCAGGAUACUCGAUGAGUACAAGGAGAUAGCGGAGAGUAACGAUAGUGACGUUGAAAUUACGGGAAGUGGAAGUGUUACGUCUGUUAUCGAAGGCUUGAAGGAGGAGACACGGCCUGCUGAGGAGAACAAGAGAGAAGCCAAUGAAGAAAAUGAACUCAUGGCCAAACUACAAGGGUUCCUCCAGGCCUUGCCAAAAGAUGCACAAAUCCAAGAACAGAUCAAGGUGUUGAGCAUUGGACAAUUAAUGGACCAUUUUGGUGUAUAG
Molecule: messenger RNA, 1914 nt
Organism: Pichia kudriavzevii
Lineage: Eukaryota; Fungi; Ascomycota; Pichiomycetes; Pichiales; Pichiaceae
Exons: 1
Coding region: 1-1914 (637 amino acids)
Biological process (GO): mRNA 3'-end processing
Cellular component (GO): nucleus
Molecular function (GO): protein binding; mRNA binding
Source: RefSeq, a predicted model, not a curated record